AUGAAUAACACAGAUAAUAAUUCUAUUUCUUUGCUACACGCCAUGUACAAUGAGAUACUAUCUUUGAAGGCAGGCCAAGAAAAGACCAAACUUGAAAUGAAGGCCCAGAUCAAAGAGUUGAAGCUCAAAAUGAAGACAAGCAUUGAAGAUUUGAAUUUGGAGAUUACUGCUCUCCAGAAGCAAGAACCAGUUGAAAGCCCUAUCAGAAAUUUCCAAGAACUCAACAUUUUGCAUUUGAUUAUGAACUCGAUAAUUGAAAGAUUUGAGAGAACUGGAAGUGUGGAGUACAAGUCUCUGGGUGGUAAUUUUAGAACAAUCAGCAAAGAUCAUCACAAACAGUUUAUUAUGGAUGUGAUUGAUAGCAACAAUACUAUCACUCUAGCAGAGCUACAGCAAGAGCUAAUGAUAGCUAAUAUGCUAUCCCAAUAUGAAUAUGUUCUUAUAUGUGAUAAAUCCAACAUCCAAGUGUCUGGAUCACCACAUCACCUCUGCUACAUUGAGAGAAUCACUCUCAAAAAAGCAGUACCAAUUGAGGUGAAGAGGAAAGACGAAGUUACUCUUAGAAAAAGAUGCGACUUUAUCUUAAGUCUGCAGCUGAAAGAAAUCUUAUACAGCCAAAACUGUAUUUUUAUUGAUGAGGCCAGCUUUAAUAUUAACUUGAUCCAGGGACGUGUCAGAGCGAAGGCAGAAGAGCAUGCUCUUGUGCCAACAAAGUUUAAAAGAGCCAAAAAUGUGACAAUUCUUUUUGCUUUGUCAUCUGAGGGAGUUGAAUUGUGUCAUACAAAGAUAGUGGAAGGUGAAACAACUGGCCCAAUUUUCAAAGAAUUUGUUCAACAGUUGGUUGAGAAGUUAGAUGCAGUCAAUGCUAAACCAUAUCAUCUUGUUGUAGAUAAUGCAAGAAUUCACUACAACCCUGGCCUUAGAGAGUGGUUGAAGCAAAGAAACUACCUACAAGCUAAACACCCUCUGGAUGGCCAGGAAAUGCUUGUAGAAAGAAUCAAGGAUGGAAGCAACACAAUAACCAAGCAAGAUUGUGAAGGUUGGCAAAUUUGA
Molecule: messenger RNA, 1053 nt
Organism: Phycomyces blakesleeanus NRRL 1555(-)
Lineage: Eukaryota; Fungi; Mucoromycota; Mucoromycetes; Mucorales; Phycomycetaceae
Product: Homeodomain-like DNA binding domain-containing transcription factor
Exons: 6
Coding region: 1-1053 (350 amino acids)
Molecular function (GO): nucleic acid binding
Source: RefSeq, a predicted model, not a curated record